This is a messenger RNA of Myotis brandtii (Brandt's bat), 2060 nucleotides long. It is a transcript of the gene STRA8, whose product is annotated as stimulated by retinoic acid 8. Lineage: Eukaryota; Metazoa; Chordata; Mammalia; Chiroptera; Vespertilionidae. The record is from RefSeq and is a predicted model, not a curated record. Gene Ontology annotation, molecular function: protein dimerization activity. Gene Ontology annotation, biological process: cellular response to retinoic acid; meiotic cell cycle. The transcript has 7 exons. The coding region runs from base 209 to 1309 and encodes 366 amino acids.
GUCAAAUAUGAGCGGGUUUGUCUUUAGGAUUGAACUUAAGUAACACAUUUUGUGUCAUCCAUUGUUCACUACGUAUCUACUACUGAUUCUAUUCAUUGGUUUGGGACCCUUUACUUUCUUCCUGCUUCAAUCUGCCUCCCUUUUUCUUUAAUAUUGUAUCUUUAUUAUCUAGGGCCCCCCAAAGCAUAAUAUUACAUUGUAGCUUUUAAUGGCGACCGAUGGAGAAGGCAGCGACCCCAGUCACGAAGCGGCGCCCUGGCCCCUGGCACAGGUGCAGGCGCAGGCACAGAAGCUGGAGCCUCGGGUGGCCCGCAGACGCCUGUCCCAGGCUCGCCACCGAGCCACCCUGACAAAGCUCUUCGGUAACCUCCGGAGAAUCGUCUACCAGCAGUCUGACUUCACAGCCUCGAAGUGGCAGGUUCUGAAUAGGGCGAAGAGUCACAUUCAGGAACAGGAACAAGUCUUGGAUAAUCUGCUGAAGGUGAAAGAAUCCUUCAAACUGCAGGAUGGAAAUGCAAACAGCUUAGAGGAGGUCAAGGAAAACUAUGCCAGCAUGUUCUCCAGAAAUCAGAGGGCUGUGAAGCAGAAAUCUGUCUCCAUGGCCCCGGAGAUGACAUCUGCUCUCCAAGGCUCAGGGACCCCAGAGACUAGCAAUGCCAAGCCCCUGGCACAGCACAGAGGGGGCCAAACGGAGUCCCGAGGAGAAGGCCUGGGGUGGGGGCCCUUGGCCUUGAGCUUCAGGUCUAGGAGAUGCUGUCGUUUCUGCUCCAGGUACCUCAACUUUUACAAGCAGACAAUGGACCUCCUGACCAGGAACGGGACUGUCUCCUCCCAGGAGGCGACCCUGCCCGUGGUCUCGGCGGCCAUCUCCCACCUGUGGCAGACCCUCUCUGAGGAGAAGAAGGCCAGCCUCCUGCAGGCCUUGGAGCAGAAGCACAGCGGCCCGGCGGGCCUCGAGGGGGCCCCCCCGGAGCCAGCCUAUGCCGAGGACAGCAUGAAGGACAGUGGAGUCGACAGCCAAGGAGCCAGCUGCUCGCUGGAGUCCACCCCGGAGGAGCUCCUUUUUGAAGAUGCCUACGAUGUGGCAUGUUUCCUGGAUAAAAGUGAGGCGUCUAGCUCCAGUUCUCUGUUCGCCAGCUGCAACCCAGAGAACCCAGAAGAAAAGUUUCAGCUCUACACGCAGAUCAUCGACUUCUUUGAAGACCUCUGCUGUGUCCACACUCAAGAGAAGCAGGAAGCAGACCUUCCCAUAGACGACGAGCUGUUGAUGUUGCAGUGCUUGGAGACCUUUGAUGAUGAAGAUCUGUAGUGCAGAAGGGCUGGGAGGGGAGGCAAUGAAGGAAGUGGACAGUUUGCAAGUUUGAAUGCCCGUUGCACCCGCCUCGGCCUUCUGGGAUAUUUUGGAUGGACUCUCCCAGAAGCAUGUUGAUGGUUUUCGUUUUGAUUAUUAUAAAGCGUUAAGAACAGCGUGGCUCUGUGUUGGUCUUUCAGGGUUGUUUGGUGAAGGAACUGUCCUGCAGGGGACACACCUGCUCCCCCUCUGCUCCUUUGGGCGGGGUGGUGCCGGGCGUCGCUGAGGCGCAGGCCCUGGGCCUUCCCAGAGGAGGACAGGCAGCACCUGUCUGUGGAGGUGCCAGGAUCCUGGGUACUUUCCGUGCACUCUGGGUUCAGGUUGUUGUUCUGCGGGGUUCUGGAGAGUUCUGGGGACCACCCGUUCAUCCUGCAUGCUCUGGGAGCCCGGAAUAGUGCUGACCCCAAACGAGUGCUACAGGACACCAGUCAGGGUGGGACCAGCGACACCUGCUUCUUCUGGUAAUAAAGACCCCUGAACGGAGCCCAUGCCAGGUCCCAGCGCUUUCCAGUGAGGCUCCUGGACAGAGAGUGUAUCAUGUCCCUGGGCAUGUACACUGGGAGUGAUAUUUGGUCAAACAUGAUUCUAGAUGCUUCUAUGACGGUAUUUUUGAUAUAAUGAACAUGUAAAUCAGUAGACUUUGAGUAAAGCAGGUUACUCGCCCUAAUGUGGUGGGCCUUGUCUAAUCAGUUGAAGGACCGACUAGACC